This is a messenger RNA of Fonsecaea nubica, 1623 nucleotides long. RefSeq lists its product as hypothetical. The transcript is spliced from 8 exons. Gene Ontology annotation, biological process: carbohydrate transport; transmembrane transport. Lineage: Eukaryota; Fungi; Ascomycota; Eurotiomycetes; Chaetothyriales; Herpotrichiellaceae. Gene Ontology annotation, molecular function: carbohydrate:proton symporter activity. Gene Ontology annotation, cellular component: membrane. The record is from RefSeq and is a predicted model, not a curated record. The coding region runs from base 1 to 1623 and encodes 540 amino acids.
AUGUAUCAGAUAGGUAAUAUUUACUUCAUCACAGCCAUCGCCGUGAUCGGCGGUGGUCUGUUUGGUUUCGAUAUCUCGUCCAUGUCUGCCAUCAUCGGCACACAGCAAUACAAAUGCUACUUCAACCAAGGCCCCAACGGACCUCCUCAAUGCUCUGGCCCGAAGUCUGAUGUACAAGGCGGUAUCACUGCUUCAAUGCCCGGAGGGUCAUUCAUUGGCGCUCUGGCAUCUGGAUUCCUAUCUGAUAUCUUUGGUCGCAAGAGAGCCAUUCAGAUUGGUGCCGUUAUCUGGUGCAUUGGUUGCAUCAUCGUGUGUGCUUCUCAGAACAUUGGCAUGCUCGUCGUUGGCCGUUUUAUCAACGGCUUCAGCGUUGGAAUCUGUUCAGCUCAAGUUCCUGUCUAUGUGUCAGAACUAGCACCUCCCAGCAAGCGAGGAAGAGUGGUGGGAGCUCAGCAAUGGGCCAUCACUUGGGGCAUCCUGAUCAUGUUCUACAUCAGCUAUGGCUGUAGCUUCAUCGAUGGAACGGCUGCGUUCCGUGUCCCGUGGGGUUUACAGAUGAUACCCGCCAUAUUUCUCUUCUUUGCUUUGUUUCUCCUCCCGGAAAGUCCUAGAUGGCUUGCACGCAAAGAUCGCUGGGAAGAUUGCCACAACGUUUUGGCUCUUGUGCACGCAAAGGGCAACCGCGAGGCUCCCUUCGUCCUUCUCGAACUCAAUGAGAUCCGCGAGAUGUGUGAAUUUGAGCGACGGAAUGCUGAUGUUACCUACCUUGAGCUCUUCAAGCCAAAGAUGAUCAAUCGAACCCACAUCGGGGUUUUCACACAGAUUUGGUCUCAGCUCACUGGAAUGAAUGUCAUGAUGUAUUAUAUCACCUACGUGUUUGGCAUGGCUGGUCUCUCGGGUAAUACCAACCUUGUGGCCUCGUCCAUCCAAUAUGUCAUCAACGUCUUCAUGACCAUUUUCGCCCUUGUUUUCAUUGAUCGUUGGGGACGACGAUGGCCCCUAAUCAUCGGCUCGACCUUUAUGGCUAUUUGGAUGUAUGCCAACGCUGGUUUGAUGGCCUCUUACGGCGAACCUGCCCCUCCUGGCGGAGUUGACCACGUCGCUGAGGAGUCCUGGCAAAUCCACGGCGGUGCUGCUAAAGGAGUCAUCGCCUGCACAUAUUUAUUCGUGGCUUCUUUCGCUCCAACUUGGGGACCUGUCAGUUGGAUCUAUCCUCCAGAGCUGUAUCCUCUUCGCGUUCGAGGAAAGGCCGUGGCCUUGACAACUGCGUCAAACUGGAUUUUCAACUUUGCGCUGUCAUAUUUUGUCCCCCCAGCUUUCGUCAACAUCAAAUGGAAGGUCUACAUCAUCUUCGGUGUCUUCUGCACGGUCAUGACGAUCCACGUAUUCUUCUUCUUCCCUGAAACCGCUGGGAAGACUCUCGAAGAGGUCGAGGAGAUCUUUUUGAGCGAUAUCAAACCAUGGAACACCCACGUCAACUACCAUAACAUCAAGAGGGAGGAGAGAGGUGAAGUGGACACUGAGAAGAAACUGAGCUACGCUGUGCAUCGAGAGCGCGAGGACAGCGAACCUACUGCGGUUGGGCAGCAGACUCAGGAAAUUGCGAAAAAUGAGGCGGCUUGA